Messenger RNA from Callorhinus ursinus (northern fur seal), 3912 nucleotides. It is a transcript of the gene HSPA4L, whose product is annotated as heat shock protein family A (Hsp70) member 4 like. The record is from RefSeq and is a predicted model, not a curated record. Gene Ontology annotation, molecular function: ATP binding; ATP-dependent protein folding chaperone. Gene Ontology annotation, cellular component: cytosol; nucleus. NCBI's taxonomy places the organism in Eukaryota, Metazoa, Chordata, Mammalia, Carnivora, Otariidae. Gene Ontology annotation, biological process: protein folding.
UAAGAAGAGAACAAGUAAGGACAAUGAGAGGAGUAAAAAAAUCUAUUUCAAGACGGAAACAAAUAGGAAACAGGAAACACACAAACAAUUGGGUGAGAAGGAACAGGAAACACAAGAAGAAUUGGGAGAGAAGGAACAGGAAACCCACGAAGAAGUGAACGAGGAGAAACAAGACAGCCAAAUUUUGAGCCCCAAUUACUCGAGCAACAGCUCAAAAAAGGACGCGGUUCCCGCACAGAAGGCUUCAGCACCAGCACCCCGACCAUUGGGCAGCGGGAUGUCUGUGGUUGGCAUUGACCUCGGCUUCCUCAACUGCUACAUCGCUGUAGCAAGGAGUGGCGGCAUCGAGACCAUCGCCAAUGAGUACAGCGACAGGUGUACCCCGGCCUGUAUAUCUUUGGGAUCAAGAACUCGAGCCAUUGGAAAUGCAGCUAAGAGCCAGAUAGUCACGAAUGUAAGAAAUACAAUUCAUGGCUUCAAAAAGCUUCACGGGCGAUCAUUUGAUGAUCCCAUUGUGCAAACCGAAAGGAUCAGGCUUCCUUAUGAACUGCAGAAGAUGCCUAAUGGAAGUGCAGGAGUUAAGGUGCGGUACCUAGAAGAAGAGAGACCUUUUGCAAUUGAGCAAGUAACUGGAAUGCUGUUGGCUAAACUUAAAGAGACUUCAGAAAAUGCUUUGAAGAAACCAGUGGCCGACUGUGUGAUUUCAAUUCCUAGCUUUUUCACUGAUGCUGAGAGAAGAUCUGUGAUGGCUGCAGCCCAGGUUGCAGGUUUAAAUUGUUUGAGGUUGAUGAAUGAAACUACUGCAGUUGCACUAGCAUAUGGAAUUUAUAAACAGGAUCUUCCCCCAUUAGAUGAGAAACCAAGAAAUGUAAUAUUUAUUGAUAUGGGACAUUCUGCUUACCAGGUCUCAGUUUGUGCUUUUAACAAAGGAAAACUUAAAGUCUUGGCUACCACCUUUGAUCCAUAUUUGGGUGGCAGGAACUUUGAUGAGGCUUUAGUAGACUACUUCUGUGAGGAGUUCAAGACCAAAUACAAGAUAAAUGUGAAAGAAAAUUCUCGGGCCUUGUUGCGUUUAUAUCAGGAAUGUGAAAAACUGAAGAAGCUAAUGAGUGCAAAUGCAUCAGAUCUUCCACUGAACAUUGAGUGUUUCAUGAAUGACCUUGAUGUUUCUAGUAAAAUGAACAGGGCCCAAUUUGAACAAUUAUGUGCUUCCCUCUUCACCAGGGUUGAGCCACCAUUAAAAGCAGUAAUGGAACAAGCUAACUUGCAACGUGAAGACAUAAGUAGUAUAGAAAUUGUAGGGGGAGCAACUCGAAUUCCUGCAGUGAAAGAACAAAUCACUAAAUUUUUUCUUAAAGACAUAAGUACCACAUUAAAUGCUGAUGAAGCUGUUGCAAGAGGAUGUGCAUUACAGUGUGCGAUUCUCUCACCAGCAUUUAAAGUGCGUGAAUUUUCUAUAACAGACCUUGUUCCCUAUUCAAUCACAUUAAGAUGGAAGACCUCUUUUGAAGAUGGAACUGGGGAAUGUGAAGUAUUCUGUAAGAACCAUCCUGCCCCAUUUUCAAAAGUCAUUACUUUCCACAAGAAGGAACCAUUUGAACUAGAAGCAUUUUAUACUAAUUUACAUGAAGUGCCUUAUCCUGAUCCAAGAAUUGGGAGCUUCACUAUUCAGAAUGUUUUUCCUCAGUCUGAUGGUGAUAGUUCCAAAGUGAAGGUUAAAGUUCGUGUUAACAUCCAUGGAAUCUUCAGUGUGGCCAGUGCAUCGGUAAUUGAGAAGCAAAAUGUGGAAGGGGAUCACAGUGAUGCUCCUAUGGAGACAGAAACUUCACUUAAGAAUGAAAGCAAAGAUGAUGUGGAUAAAAUGCAAGUUGACCAAGAAGAAGGAGGACAUCAAAAAUGUCAUGCUGAACACACCCCAGAAGAGGAAAUCGAUCAUACAGGAACCAAAACAAAGUCAGCUCCCUCAGACAAACAAGAUCGAUUAAACCAGACUAUUAAAAAAGGAAAAGUCAAGAGUAUUGAUCUGCCUAUUCAGAGUAGCCUGUGUAGACAAUUGGGCCAAGAUCUUCUCAACAGCUACAUUGAAAAUGAGGGGAAGAUGAUAAUGCAAGAUAAAUUAGAGAAAGAAAGAAAUGAUGCUAAGAAUGCCGUUGAAGAAUAUGUAUAUGAUUUUAGAGACAAGCUGGGCACGGUCUAUGAAAAAUUCAUCACUCAAGAAGACUUGAAUAAACUGUCUGCAAUAUUGGAAGACACAGAAAAUUGGCUUUAUGAAGAAGGAGAAGACCAACCUAAACAAAUUUAUGUGGAUAAGCUUCAAGAACUAAAGAAAUAUGGCCAGCCUAUUCAAAUGAGGUACAUGGAACAUGAAGAGAGACCAAAAGCUUUAAACGACUUGGGAAAAAAGAUUCAACUUGUUAUGAAAGUGAUAGAAGCAUACAGAAACAAGGAUGAAAGAUACGAUCAUUUGGAUCCUGCUGAUGUGGAAAAAGUUGAAAAAUAUAUCAGUGAAGCCAUGAGUUGGCUGAACAGUAAGAUGAAUGCACAGAACAAACUAAGUCUCACUCAAGAUCCUGUGGUGAAAGUUUCAGAAAUAGUUGCAAAGUCAAAGGAACUGGAUAAUUUCUGUAACCCCAUCAUUUACAAGCCCAAACCGAAAGUAGAGGUUGCUGAAGACAAAGCAAAAGCUAAUAGUGAACACAAUGGACCAAUGGAUGGACAGAGUGGGACUGAAACUAAACCAGAUACAACAAAAGACAGCUCCCAGCAUACUAAAUCUUCUGGAGAGAUGGAAGUGGACUAAGUCUUAAAUUUAUCUUCACAUAAUUCAAACAGUGCAAGCAACCACAAGGUCCAUUCUUCCUUUUACAUGUGGUACCCACAACAUAUGUUCAGUUGUUCUUAACCACUUUUUGUCAUUUGUUUUUUGGAGUAGUUUUGAAAAGUGUUUUAUAUUGAGUGCACCUCUGUUCAUUUCCAUUGCUGCUUAUGUGAAGCUUUAGCUGAGUAUAGAUUACAAGUCAGUUUUAGCUUUCCUAAUACAUGUUAUAUCAAACAUGGAGACUGAUGCGUAUUUGGCAACAAUCUACCUUAUUUAAAGCUUCUACUUGGAUAAACCUCAGCUCCUGUAUUCAGGAGAGGAUACUGUAUUGCACUAUUGUUGCAGAAGCAUAGAUUUAAUUGCAUCAUCAUUUUGAAAAACAUUGCAAUUGAUGUGGUUUAAAGCCACCGAGGCACUGACUUUUUUUCUAGUUAUUGUAGUUAGAAUUUAAAUAUGAAAACAGAUAAUCUCAUUGGUGUGCCAUGAGAACUCCAAAGUAUUGUCAUCACAUAAAUGAAAUAAAUCACAUGUUGAAAGGGAAAACACAAUUUUUAUGUUACGGUGACACCAGCAGUUUGCAUCUUUUAUUAGUAAUGUGGAUUGAUGUUUUCUCAGAGUAAUUCAGUGUCAUUUUCACUUGAAACUUCUGAUCUACUUGUCCUGAAGACCAGCUGCUGCUAAAGUAAAUACUAGCCUAAAGAUAAGAAGCAUUUUUGAUGAAAAUACCUUCAUGUUAAGGGGGAAAUGCUGUUGACCUACUCAGACAUGCAUCUGUGAUGUUGAUAGCCUUGUUUCAGUUUUAAUAGUUGUUUUGGUUUUCUUAAUUGAUUUUGUUAAUAACACAGGGUAGGGAGAAAUGGCACAAUGUGUAUUGCAUAAUAUACAUUUAUCACUGAUUUACUUAAUGUUAAGAAAUAGAUAAACACUAUUAAAUAAGCGGUAAUACUUGAAAAGAAGUACUUCUACCGUAAGUCUUAGGAAAUAAUGCUUGUAAUAAACUUAACUAUGUUACAUAUCAACAGGCAAAAUAUAGAAUGUUACAUAAGUGUAAUAUGAUAUGAUGUGAUUAAAUUAUAGUUCCUGCUGUUACAUUA